GACGAGACAUUAUUUCGGCGUGCCACUCCAAGCAGUCAUUCUUGGCUGACCUCAGCCCUACAGAAUCGAUAGCGCUGUGACUGUCACCAUAGCGCUCUUCCCUCCACAUCACACUCCAACAUGGCCGACGAGAAGACACCGCUGGAUCUUCCGCCCGCCUACGAUGGCACAGGCGGCGUUGCAGUCCCAACCGCCCAACCGCCACAACGCCCUGGUGGCGGCCCGCGAGCGCCGCUCCCAUUGAAUCUGCCCGCGCUGAACAUGAUCCGUGGCAAGCGUGUGAUCCUCGCAUCUGCUUCUCCUCGUCGCAGGCAGCUCCUGGCACAGAUCGGCCUCAGCAACCUCGAAAUCAUCCCCGCAUCCGUCCCCGAAGACAAAGACAAAGGUCUCGGUCCCUUCGAAUACGUCCUCGAAACCGCCUCGCAAAAAUGCAUGAAUGUCUACCAGACCACCAUCGACGAUGGGAAAGACAAGGGCGGUGAGCCAGCAUUGGUGAUUGCAGCAGACACUGUAGUCGCAAGCCACUUUGGCGAAAUCCUCGAGAAGCCGAAGAACGAGAAAGAUCACUUCCAGACACUCAAGAUGCUCAGAGAUCAGAAUAAUGGUUGGCAUAAGGUCUACACGGCGGUGGUGUGUAUGGCGCCAUUGGAGAGUUUGAUGGAUCCGGGGUAUGCGAUUGAGACGCAUGUGGAGGAGACGCAGGUCAAAUUUGAUCAGAGUGUCACGGAUGAUUUGAUCAUGUCGUAUGUGAGGACGCGGGAGGGAGCAGAUAAGGCUGGUGGGUAUGGCAUACAAGGAGUGGGAAGCAUUCUCGUGGAGAAGAUUGAUGGGACGUUUGACAACGUUGUGGGGCUACCAUUAAGGGCUACGCUGCAAUGCAUUGAGAAGGUGGUGGUUGAGCCUGGUGUGCCUGAGGAAGUGGACGAGGCUUUGUAGAUUCGAGGACACAUCCCGUGGGAUGAGCGGUAGAGGGCAUGAAAGCGUGCCGCGCUAUGAUAGACUGCGAAUACGGCGCAUUGCUGAACAUAGACUGUCAGCUGACUCGGCUACCGAAUGAGUACCGAAGGUUUAAUCGUUUCCAAACAUUGCAGGCUCUCCGAGAAGAGGAAAUUG
Messenger RNA from Cercospora beticola, 1113 nucleotides. Its product is annotated as nucleotide diphosphatase. Gene Ontology annotation, molecular function: nucleoside triphosphate diphosphatase activity. NCBI's taxonomy places the organism in Eukaryota, Fungi, Ascomycota, Dothideomycetes, Mycosphaerellales, Mycosphaerellaceae. The record is from RefSeq and is a predicted model, not a curated record.